Acanthisitta chloris (rifleman) is the source of this 10854-nucleotide messenger RNA. RefSeq names its product piccolo presynaptic cytomatrix protein (gene PCLO). Gene Ontology annotation, molecular function: structural constituent of presynaptic active zone; protein binding. Gene Ontology annotation, cellular component: cytoskeleton of presynaptic active zone; axon; glutamatergic synapse. The transcript has 9 exons. Lineage: Eukaryota; Metazoa; Chordata; Aves; Passeriformes; Acanthisittidae. The record is from RefSeq and is a predicted model, not a curated record. Gene Ontology annotation, biological process: presynaptic active zone assembly; protein localization to synapse. The annotation marks the transcript as partial.
GUACAGGAAUGGCUGUGCUUAAACUGCCAGACCCAAAGGGCAAUGUCAGGACAACUCGGAGAUAUGGGCAAGAUGCCACUUCCCAAAACAGGCCCUUCACAACCAGUAUCCAAAGCACCUGCUGCUCCUCAAAAACAGCCUGUGCCUGCUGCCUCACAUUCCCCUCAGAAGACUUCCACACCUCCCACUCCAGCAGCACCAAAACCAAAAGAAGAACCAGGCGUUCAGAAGGAAGCUCCAAAACCUCAACAGGGGAGACUGGAAAAAACCCUAUCAGCUGAUAAAAUCCAACAAGGGGUUCAAAAAGAUGAAGCAAAACUUAAGCAGGGAAAACUUGUCAAGGCACCCUCAGCUGAUAAAAUCCAGCGUGUUUCUCAAAAGGAAGACCCGAGAGUUCAGCAAACAAAGCUGACUAAGACAGCCUCAUCUGACAAAAUUUUGCAGGGAGUUCAGAAAGAAGACAUAAAACUUCAAGAGGCAAAAUUGGCAAAAGUACCCUCAGCUGACAAAAUUUUACAGGGUAUUCAGAAAGAAGACCCAAAACUCCAACAGGUGAAAAUGGCAAAGGCACUGUCAGCUGACAAAAUCCAACCUGCAGCUCAGAAGGAAGAUGCACAACUUCAGGAGGUCAAAUUGUCGAAGGCACUUUCAGCUGACAAAAUCCAACCCGGAAUUCAGAAAGAAGAUGCAAAACUUCAACAAGAGAAAAUUGUGAAAACUUCAUCAGUGGAGAAAAUCCAAGAAGAAGGUCAAAAAGAAGAAACCAAACUUCAGCAAGAGGAACUGUCAAAGACACUUCCAGCAGAUAAAAUUCCUGCGACAAUAAGUUCAGACCAAAAGAAACCCUUAAGCACUUUGGAAGAAGAUAAAAAACCUGUGCUCCCAGAAAAGAGCACACCAUAUCCAGAGGACAAAAAAGAUCAAAUUACAACUGAGACUAAAGAACGUGUUGCUGAACAGAAAGCAGAAGCUGAAGCACCUUACAAGGGACUGCAACCUAAGGAGCAAGAGGAUGUUAAGAAAGAGGAUGUGACAACAGGAGUUUCACAAAUGGGCUUGAAAGCUGAACAAGCUCAGGAAGAAAAAAUUCCUGUUCAAACAGCACCUUUGCCAGGAACCGACCACGUGGAAGCAGUGAGAGAAAAAAUAGAAAAAGAGGAUGACAAAUCAGACACAUCAAGCUCUCAGCAACAGAAAAGUCCACAAGGUCUGAGUGACACCGGGUAUUCUUCUGAUGGGAUAUCAAGUUCACUUGGUGAAAUCCCAAGUCAUAUCCCCACUGAUGAAAAGGAUUUACUCAGAGAAUCUUAUAAAAAAGACAUUAUUGCACAAGAAAGUCCACCGAGCCCUUCAGAUCUAGCUAAAUUGGAAAGUACUGUACUGUCAAUUUUGGAAGCUCAGGCAAGUACUCUGUCUGAUGAAAAAACUGCCAAAAGCAAAGAGCUUUCUGAAACAUAUAGUGAACAGACAAAGGACCAACAUAAACUAAAGCUUUUGCCAGCCACUCUGGAAUCUUACAGUUCAGAGGAGGAAGACCUAGAAGCUAUCAAAGAAGGUGAAAGAACCAUCGUGGAUGAGGGCAAAGGAAGUGCUUCCUCUCAGGCAGACUACAAGGAAGAACAUGAAGGAGAUGACAUCUCAGCAAGAAGACAACGCUAUGACUCUGUGGAAGACAGCAGUGAGAGUGAAAACUCACCUGUCCCAAGGAGAAAAAGAAGAACUAGUGUUGGUUCUUCAAGCAGUGAUGAGUACAAACGGGACGACAGUCAGGGAUCAGGUGAUGAGGAAGACUUCAUUAGAAAACAGAUUAUAGAGAUGAGUGCUGAUGAAGAUGCUUCAGGUUCUGAAGAUGAUGAAUUCAUUAGAAAUCAACUCAAAGAGAUCAGUGCAACUGAAAGCCAAAAGAAAGAAGAAGUGAAAAGCAAAGCCAAAGGAACAGCUGGAAAACACCGAAGAAUGGCACGGAAAAGCAGUGCAGGCUAUGAUGAGGAUGCAGGAAGAAGACAUUCAUGGCACGAUGAUGAUGAUGAGACUUUUGAUGAGAGCCCAGAGCCAAAAUACAGAGAAAGUAAAAGUCAGGACGGUGAAGAACUUGCAGUAACUGGAGGAGGAGGCCUUCGACGCUUCAAAACAAUAGAGUUAAAUAGUACAAUUACAAACAAAUACUCUGAAGCAUCUGAACAGCAGAAAGGUAUUUUGUAUUUUGAUGAAGAGCCUGAGCUAGAGAUGGAGAGUCUUACAGAUUCACCAGAAGACAGAUCUAGAGGAGAAGGGUCUUCUAGUUUACAUGCUUCUAGUUUCACACCAGGUACAUCUCCUACUUCAGUGUCAUCCCUUGAUGAAGAUAGUGACAGCAGUCCUAGUCACAAAAAACUGGGUGGGGAGAGCAAACAGCAGCGCAAAGCCAGACAUAGGACACAUGGUCCUCUUCUUCCAACAAUUGAAGAUUCUUCAGAAGAAGAAGAACUGAGGGAAGAGGAAGAACUGUUAAAAGAACAAGAGAAACAGCGUGAAUUAGAACAGCAACAAAGAAAAAGCUCAAGCAAAAAGUCUAAAAAGGACAAGGAUGAACUCAGAGCUCAGAGAAGAAGAGAACGUCCAAAGACUCCACCAAGUAAUCUUUCUCCCAUUGAAGAUGCGUCUCCAACAGAAGAAUUACGACAGGCAGCAGAAAUGGAAGAGCUGCACAGGUCUUCCUGUUCUGAAUAUUCACCCAGUAUUGAGUCAGAUCCUGAAGGAUUUGAAAUCAGCCCAGAAAAAAUAAUAGAAGUACAAAAAGUAUACAAAUUGCCUACUGCUGUCUCUCUAUACUCACCAACAGAUGAACAACCAGUUGGACUCCCAAAAGAAGAAAGUGAUCAAAAGACAUUGAAAAGUGCUGAAGAGGUAUAUGAGGAGAUGAUGCAUAAGUCCAAAUCAUUUCAAAUUGCAAAUGAAAAGGAUGAAGUAUUUGAAAAAGAAUCUUUAUAUGGUGGAAUGCUGAUAGAGGAUUAUAUUUAUGAAUCGUUAGUAGAGGAUAGUUACAGUGGAACUCUUGAUACUACUCUUGUCAUGAGACAAGAUGAGACUAGUGAAUAUAUGCAACAGAGAGGAAAAGAGAAAAAAGCAAGAGCUUCAGAACAGGUGUUUGAUGAACCACAGAAAAUUACUGAUCUAGAGAAAGACUACUAUAGUGUUGAGACUUUACAUACUAUUGUGCCUCAAGAAGAUAUUGUUUCUAGCUCUUACAUUAUCCCAGAAAGUCAUGAAAUUGUUGUACUAGACAGCACAGUAACUACCACCACUGAGGAAAAACAUUUGUUAGAUGCAGAAGCUGCUUAUGAAGAGCUUAUGAAAAGACAGAAAAUGCAGCUAACCCCUGGGGCCAGUCCAACACAACCAACUUCAGAUCUCACUCCCACAUCCGAUACAAAGGUAUCUGGUGUUGGAGAAAUAGUGGAUAGUACAUCUUUAACAUCAAGCACUACUUCAGCAAUCUCAGAUGUAUCACCUGUCAGUAGCACAGCACUUUCUAUUCCAGAUGUUAAAAUAACACAGCAUUUUACAACAGAGGACAUUGAAGAUGAAUACUUAACAGAUUAUGCCAGAGAAAUUCAAGAAAUAAUUUCUCAUGAAACAUCAAUAUUGACAUACUCUGAGACGUCAGAAGGUGUUACAUCAGUUUUACCUUCUGAUACAGCUUCCUUAACAUCAUCCACAUCUUCAGUUUGUACCACAGAUAGUUCAUCACCUAUAGAUAGUGCAACCACAGGUUUUGUAGAUGCAGCAGAUGCUGUAAGUAAACCAACAGAUGCUGAAGGUGUCAGGGUAAUAACCCAGGUUCCCUUAACAUCUGCAAAAGACUACUCUGAAGUGAUCAUGCCUUAUGAAACUAUUGCUGGAGCCACUAAAAAGCCAUCUAUAGCAUCAGAUUUGGAGAGUGUGGAUCAAGCUGCAGUUUGUUUGCCUGAAACUACACCUUCAGUAGUGGCAACUACAGUUGCAAAGCCCAAGCAAUAUGCAGAUGAUACCAUUACCUUUGAUACCUCCAAAGCAGAGAAGGAAGCAGCUAGAAAAAUGAUAGGUAUUACAGAGGCUGGCAGUGUCAAAAUUCAUCAUGAAGAGCCACACAAAGAAUUAGGUGUUGAUAUGACAAGGAUUAGUUUGACUAGUGAUACAUCUGAGCAACCACCUGUGUGUAUAGCAUCAGUACCAGUUACAGAGCCAGCAUCAGAAAUAUCUCCUGUACCCACUCACAGUGUUGUAAGUAAGACCAGCAUGGUCUCUGUGCCUUCCUCAGCUCCUGCUGUUUCAGCCAAAGUACUCUCUCUUUUUAGAAGCUCUUCUUUGGAUUCUCCUGCACAGCCUUCUCCACCCCCACCUCCUCCUCCUCCUCCACCACCUCCUCCACCACCACCAUUGCCACCUCCACCUAUUUUACCCAAGCCAGCCAUUUAUCCCAAAAGGAAGCCACAGAUUAAGACUCCAGCAACAACAGCUCCCACAGUGGUACCUUCAGUCACAACUGUUCCAACACUAGAGUCCACAGCUGUAUUAAAGAAUCAUGUGGUACCUACCACAAAAACACACACCCCAACACCACCUCCUGUACCACCCAAACCAUCCUCUAUUCCAGCAGGGCUUGUCUUCACUCACAGGCCUGCUGAAGUAACUAAACCUCCAAUUGCUCCUAAACCAGCAGUUCCUCCACUCCCAAUAACUGUUCAUAAGCCAGCAGAAACACAGCCCAAACCAGUAAGUUUGUCAUUGACUUCAAGUAUGACUCUGAAUUUGGUUUCUACAGCUGAUUACAAAAUACCAUCUCCCACUUCCCCUUUGUCUCCACACUCUAACAAAUCUUCACCAAGGUUGUCAAAAUCCUUACAGGAAACCUAUGUGGUCAUUACAUUACCGUCUGAGCCUGGAACUCCCACAGAAGCUAUAACUAGUCAGGCUGUUACCAGCUGGCCUUUAGAAGCACCUUCUAAAGAACUGAUUCCCCAGCCUAUGCAACCAAUUUUUACUUCAUCCCUGAAAUCUAUGGAAAUUCAAAGUUUGGCAGGUCAGAGCAUGUAUAUUUCAGGUGCUUUACAAGCUAUUCCUGUGACAACACAAUCUGCUUUUGAAAAAAUACCUAGUUCAAAAUCAGAGGUAGUAACAACAGACGUAACCAAGACAACAGUGUCUGUGGUUAAGGGUCCAGUGCCUGGUUUUGGUUUAGGUAGUGUUGCUAUUACUAUACCCCCAGAGCCACUACAUAUAGUAGACCAACCCAGAUAUAGAGAAAACGGAAGAUUCCAUCCCUUGGGUGAUGUCAUAGAUCUUCGUACUUUAACUAAGAUGGAUAUAGAGAUGAGAGACAGCUGUAUGGAUCUGUCUGCUGUUUCCAUGGAUGUGAGAAGGCAACUGCCAGCAAGUGACACAGGUGGGAGGCCAGUAAGUACUGUCCAGCCAGCUAUAAUAAAUCUUAGCACUGCUUGUGUUGCCGAUCCUUCCCUGUCUGUAGUCACUCAGACAGUAACUGUCAUGACCUGCACUGCCACUGUAAGCUACAGCACCAGUACAGACAGCCUUGUGGAUCUGGGACAUGCAAUGACAACACCACUUCAGCUAACAACAUCCAAACAUUUUGAGCCUGCAUACAGAGUAACAAGCAGCCAGGCAUUCUCUGCAGGUAGAGAUGAAGUGCCAAUAAAUUUAUCCCUAGGUACUUCAGCACAGGCAGUGACAUGGGCUGCUACAAAGCCUGUUACUGUACCUCCUGUCGGUGUCACGAAUGGUUGGACUGAUCUCUCCACUUCUCAGGAGCCAGCAGAGAGUGUAGCAGUUGACCUUAGCACUACAAAAUCCCACAGAACAGUAGUAACAAUGGACGAAGCUACUUCAGGUAUCGUAACGACGGUAAUAGAAGAUGAUGAAAAGCCUGUGGAUCUGACUGCAGGAAGAAGAGCUGUCUGCUGUGAUAUGGUUUAUAAAUUGCCAUUUGGUAGGAGCUGUACAGCACAGCAGCCACCUACUACACUUCCUGAAGAUCGCUUUGGCUACAGAGAUGACCAUUAUCAGUAUGAUCGUUCAGGGUCAUAUGGCUACCGAGGAAUGGGAGGGAUGAAACCCUCUAUGUCUGACACAAAUUUAUCAGAAGCUGGACUGUUUGCUUACAAAAGCAAGAAUAGCUUUGAUUAUCGAGUUGGGGCAACUGAUACAGCAGUAGAUCUUACUUCUGGAAGAGUAACUACAGGUGAGGUUAUGGAUUACUCAAGCAAGACUACUGGUCCAUAUCCAGAGACUCGGCAGGUGAUUUCUGGCCUCGGGCUCAGUACACCACAGUAUUCCCAAGCAAGGAUGGUGUCAUCUCAGUUUGGCGUUGGAAGUGUUUUAAGAUCAUCCAAUGGUGUUGUUUAUUCUUCAGUAGCGACUCCAGUCCCAUCUACAUUUGCCAUCACUACACAGCCUGGUUCUAUUUUCAGUACAAGUGUCAGAGAUUUACCUACUCUCCAAACAAUUGACUCGGUGCCCUCUCUAUCAACUUUGCAGCAGAGUCAACCACUCCCAAGAUCAUACAGUUUCUUGACAACUGUGGCAGCUGAGAAAGAUAGUGCAAUUUCUGCCAUUGAUAUGGAGACAGGGUUACCACCUCACACUAUAGAAACUAUUACCACUGAGCCAACCAGCUUGAUCCCUACUUUAACUACAGCAUCUGAAGGUUACACGGAUGUCAUUGAUGAUGAGGUUGCCCUUCUCAUUGCCCCUGAAGAAGGCAAACAGCAGCAGCUUGAUUUGGAGCGGGAACUUCUUGAGCUUGAGAAAAUUAAGCAGCAGCGCUUUGCGGAAGAGCUGGAAUGGGAACGUCAGGAAAUUCAAAGAUUCAGGGAACAAGAAAAGUUUAUGGUGCAAAAAAAGCUUGAGGAGUUGCAAUCCAUGAAACAUCAUCUCUUAUUUCAACAGGAGGAGGAACGACAAGCUCAGUUCAUGAUGAGACAGGAGACAUUAGCCCAGCAGCAGUUGCAGCUCGAACAAUUCCAACAACUUCAGCAACAGCUCCACCAACAGUUAGAGGAGCAAAAACUUCGUCAAAUAUAUCAGUAUGGUUAUGACCCCUCAGGAACUGGCUCACCACAAACUACCACAGAUCAAACACUUCUGGAAGGACAGUAUGCAACCACAGAAAAUGGCCAAUUUUGGCCUACUGAUGAUGCAACUACUACAGCUUCAGGAGUGCUGGGUAUUGAAAUUCCACAAAGCCAAGCUUGGUAUACGGUUCAGUCUGAUGGUAUUACCCAGUACAUACCUAGGUCUGGUAUCCUAAGCUCUGUUUCAGAAAUGUCUCUUAAGGAUAUCGAUGUUCGAGAGGAGAAGCAGUUGAAAAAGAGAAGUUCUAUGCCAAAAUUACGUGGACCAUAUGAGGAGUUUGAGGAGACCCUGGAAGAAGAACCCCGGUGCUUCAAAAAGAUAGUGGACAGUGGAGUGCAAACUGAUGAUGAAGAUGGAGCAGACAGAGGUUACACAAACAGGAGACGGAGAACUAAGAAGAGUGUUGAUACGAGUGUUCAGACAGAUGAUGAAGAUCAAGAUGAAUGGGAUCUUUCCAGCCGGUCCAGAAGGAAGCCUCGUGUUGGGAAAUACAGUGAGGGCACCACUGAGGCAGACAAAGCUAAGCAAUUCUCCAAAGUGUCUAGUAUUGCAGUUCAAACAGUGGCAGAGAUUUCUGUACAAACAGAACCUGUAGGAACAAUCAGAACACCUUCAAUCAGGGCCCGAUUGGAUGCUAAGGUUGAAAUCAUAAAGCACAUUUCAGCUCCAGAAAAGACAUAUAAAGGAGAAAGUUUGGGAUGUCAAACAGAGACAGAGUCAGACACGCAAAGUCCCCCAUAUCUGUCAGCUUCAUCUCCUCAGAAAGAUAAAAAACGUCCAACACCAUUAGAGAUAGGAUACUCAUCCCACCUUCGUCCAGACUCCACAUUGCAGGUAGUCCCUUCCCCUCCCAAAUCUCCCAAAGUUCUCUACUCACCCAUUUCACCUGUUUCACCAAGCAAAGUUAUAGAGUCAGCAUUUGUACCCUAUGAAAAACCCAUCACUGAUGACAUCAGCCCUCAGAAGAUGCUGCAUGCUGACAUUGCCAAGGUUCCUCCAUCAAGCCCAAAGGCAGCAAAGAUGAUGCAACGCUCUAUGUCUGAUCCUAAGCCCCUGAGUCCCACAGCAGAAGACAGUUCCAGAGCUCAGUUUCAGUACACUGAGGGUUACAUGACCAAAGGUUCAAGCAUAACUCCAUCAGGCAGUCAAAAGAAGGUGAAGAGGACUCUGCCCAACCCACCUCCAGAGGAAGCAACAGCAGGAACUCAGUCCCCAUAUACUUCUGUGGGAUCAGUUUCACGGAGAAGGAUUUGUAGGACCACUACUAUGGCCAGAGCAAAAAUUCUUCAGGAUAUAGACAGGGAAUUGGAUCUGGUUGAACGUGAAUCAGCCAAGCUUAGGAAGAAGCAAGCAGAGCUAGAUGAGGAGGAAAAAGAAAUAGAUGCCAAGCUGAGAUACUUGGAAAUGGGCAUUAAUAGGAGGAAAGAAGCCUUACUAAAAGAAAGAGAAAAGAGAGAGCGUGCUUAUCUCCAAGGAGUAGCAGAAGAACGUGAUUAUAUGUCAGACAGUGAAGUUAAUAAUACCAGGUCAACCAGAAUAGAAACUCAGCAUGGCUUGGAAAGACCACGUACUGCACCCCAGACAGAAUUUAACCAGUUUAUGCCACCACAAACCCAGCCAGAAACACAGUUUGCCCCUGCUACAAGCCCAUAUGCUCAGUAUCAGUAUUCAUCUCCUGCCCUGCCAACUCAAGCACCAACUCAGUUCACACAGCAAUCACAUUACCAGCAACAGCAGCCUUUGUAUCACCAGCAGGUUUCACCCUAUCAGACCCAGACAGCUUUCCAAACAGGAGCUACCAUGUCCUUUACUGCGCAGGCUCAACCUCCACCAUCUCAACAGCCAUCAUACCAACUCCCAUCACAGAUGAUGGUGAUACAGCCAAAGCCAAGACAAACCACAUUGUAUUUGGAGCCUAAGAUAACAACAAACUAUGAUGUAAUUCGCAAUCAGCCUCUCAUGAUAGCACCAGUCUCAACUGACAAUAGUUAUGCAGUUUCCCAGCUGGGCAGUAAAUACUCCACCUUGGACUUAAGGAUAGGACUAGAUGAGAGAAGCAGCAUAGCAAGCAGCCCUAUAUCCAGCAUAUCUGCAGAUUCAUUCUAUGCAGAUAUAGACCACCACCAUACACCCCGAAAUUAUGUGCUGAUUGAUGACAUAGGGGAACUUACUAAAGGAACAGGAGCGCUUGGUUCCAGUUUUAGCCUCCAUGAGAAAGAUCUGACCAAAACAGAUCGACUGCUUCGCACAACAGAGGCCAGGAGAGCACAAGAAGUGUCAGACUUCCUAGCACCACUGCAGACUUCCUCUAGGUUACAUUCCUAUGUUAAAGCUGAUGAAGACCCAAUGGAAGACCCUUAUGAGCUCAAACUUCUGAAACACCAGAUAAAGCAAGAGUUCCGUAGAGGUGCAGAGAGUCUUGAUCAUCUGGCUGGCCUGUCCCAGUAUUACCAUGGAGAGGGCAGCUACAGGCAUUUCCCAAAAUCUGAGAAAUAUAGCAUAGGUAGGCUUACUCUUGAGAAACAGGCUGCUAAGCAGCUUCCAGCAGCCCUCCUUUACCAGAAGCAGUCAAAACACAAGAAAGCUUUGAUAGACCCCAAACUAACAAAGUUUUCACCUAUCCAAGAAAGCAGAGACCUUGAGCCUGACUAUUCAAGCUAUAUGACUUCUAGCACUUCAACACUUGGGGGAAUUACUACUAGGGCAAGGCUUCUUCAGGAUGAUAUCACUUAUGGCCUUAGGAAAAACAUCAGUGACCAACAGAAAUACAUGGGGCCACCACUGACGUCAUCCAUUGGAGCAGGCCUUGGGACUGCACUAGGUCCAACAAUGAGAUCCACACUACAAGAUGAAGCAGACAAGUCUUAUAGCAGUGGUAGUAGAUCUAGGCCCUCAUCGAGACCCUCCUCAGUGUAUGGGCUCGAUUUGUCAUUGAAAAGGGAUUCUUCCAGUUCUUCUUUAAGACUGAAAGCCCAAGAAGCUGAACCCUUAGAUGUUUCCUUUAGCCAUGCAGCACCUUCUGGAAGAACUAAACCCACCAGUCUACCUAUUAGCCAAAGCAGGGGAAGGAUCCCAAUAGUAGCGCAGAACUCAGAGGAGGAGAGCCCACUAAGUCCUGUUGGGCAGCCAAUGGGGAUGGCAAGAGCAGCAGCUGGACCCUUGCCACCAAUAUCUGCAGAUACCAGGGACCAGUUUGGAUCGAGCCAUUCAUUACCUGAGGUGCAGCAGCAUAUGAGGGAGGAGUCACGGACUCGAGGCUAUGAUCGAGAUAUAGCCUUCAUCAUGGAUGACUUCCAGCAUGCCAUGUCAGACAGUGAAGCCUAUCACCUCCGUCGUGAAGAAACAGAUUGGUUUGACAAGCCCAGGGAGUCUCGUUUGGAGAAUGGACACAUCCUGGACAGAAGGCUACCAGAGAAGUUGUCCCACUCUCGACCACCCAGUCAACACCAAGAUCAAGUAAGCUGUCAAAUAAAUGGGAAGCCCCUGCAGUACAUUUUCCCUCAUGCAAGGCUCAAACUACUGAGAGACCCAAAGGAUCACACAGUUUCAGGCAAUGGACUGGGAAUCCGAGUCGUAGGUGGGAAAGAAAUUCCAGGGAGCAGUGGGGAAAUUGGAGCUUACAUUGCCAAGAUCUUGCCUGGGGGCAAUGCAGAGCAGACUGGGAAGCUAAUGGAAGGUAAGAUAAAUGCUUUCAAUGAAUUAUUCAUCUCUUCAUCUCUGUUUCAAGUUUUCUCUUUCUUUUGA